UUGAUUUGAUUUGAUUUGAUUUGAUUUGAUUUGAUUUGAUUCUUUAAAACAAAUGUAAAUUUAAAACCAGUCAUUUGUACAAAUUUUCUCGAAUGUAUUUUGUCUUAAAGAUCGAAUAAAAAGAACCCAUAGUUCCAAUUUCCUUAAAACUAGUAUUUUAUCACACCACACAUUCAUUACUCCUCCUGUAAUACAAUCUUUUGGUACCAUUAACAAGUUCAAAUAAAUGGCAUACUUGUCCAUUCUGACACUCCAUCCCAAUCCUUUCUCAGGGGUAUAUUAUUCCUUGGGAAAAAUUCUCACCCCCCCCCCCNCCCUCCCCCCCCCCUCCCCUCCCCUGGGGGUAAAUUUAAGAAAAUAUGCACCUCUGCUUCACAGUAUUGCAACUUCCUCACUGCAAAUUGAUCUCAGGAGUGGAUUGAAUGCAAUUAGUUUUUCUGUCCACUCUUCUAAUUUACUCCUCCUAGAAUCUGAGCAAUUGAAUUCUUUUGCAGAAAUACUUUCAGAUUGUUUUUAUGCAUUUACACGUCCAGCACUGUUUUUCAUUUAUUGUUAUUACGUUUGUUACAGAUGAAGAAUGGGAGAUAAGGAGGGGUUAGAUAAGCAGGUGAAUCCUGCACCUGGAGUAAAUACUCCAGAUAGACCUGGAGCUAAACCCUCUGAGCAGGUUCGAUCUUCUCCCCGAGUAAAGCCGGGUUCAAGAGCUCCGGUCGGAGGAAUGUCGGAGUUACAGAAGAUGAAAUCGGCACGUUUAGCGGAAAUGAAGGCCAAGAAAGAAAAGGAGAAGGAGGAGAGGACGGAUAAUAGAUUAGGAACUUAUAGAAAACCAACAGGAUUGGUUUAUGACUCCAGGAUGUUACUCCAUCACUGUUCCUGGGACCAGCAUCAUAUAGAAUCUCCGGAACGUCUGAGCCGAAUCUGGAGUAGGUGUGAGGAAUUGAAUCUGGUAGAACGAUGUAAACUGCUCCCUAGUAGGGAGGCGGAGAACUACGAACUCCUUCUCUAUCAUUCCCAGCAGUUUAUUGAUAUUUUCGAGAAGAGUCGAACCAUGAGUAGCGAGCAAAGCGAGAAAAUUUGCGAAAACUAUGAUUCUGUUUAUCUUUGCCCGGAUACGGCUGUUGCUGCCCGGCUAUCGGCGGGUGCGGCGGUUGAUCUGGUCGAAUCCGUCUUGGCCGGAGAAAUUCAUUGUGGGAUGGGAUUGGUUCGUCCCCCCGGCCACCACGCUAUGACGGACGAACUAAACGGAUUCUGUGGAUACAAUAAUGUAGUUGUAGCGGCAAAGAAAGCGUUGAACUCCGGCUUGAAACGAAUCUUAAUCGUCGACUUUGAUCUUCACCACGGUCAGGGAACUCAGAGGGCGUUCUAUGAUGAUCCACGUGUUCUUUACAUGUCGAUACAUAGAUACGAGGAUGGAAGAUUCUGGCCGCAUCUCCGGGAGUCUAACUUUGAUCAUGUCGGAGCCGGGGCUGGAGCUGGGUUCAAUGUAAACAUUCCGCUCAAUGUGAUAGGAUGCGGGAACAACGAGUAUUUGGCGGCCUUUCACAGAGUGUUUCUUCCCAUAGCGACAGAAUAUAACCCUGAGUUAGUUCUUGUUUCUGCAGGUUAUGACGCAGCUAUAGGUUGCCCAGAGGGAUGUAUGCGUGUUACUCCUGCAGCAUACGCUCAUAUCGUAUCCGCCUUGAGUGCGCUGGCCGGGGGGCGGUUGGUUGUUAUGCUUGAGGGUGGAUAUUGCCUUGACAGUCUCUCAGAGUCCGCCGCGCUCACCUUGAAAAUUCUUUUAGGAGAUUGUACUCCGUCCCUGCCAAGAACCUCUGCCAUUUUUCCAAGCGUACUUAAAUCUAUUCUUGGAGUCACCGCUGCUCUCCGCCCUUACUGGAAGUGCAUGCAGCUCCGCCCUGAACUGGACGAACUGGGGGCGGAGGAAAAGACAUCGAUCUUGAAUAAAUUUUACCCAACCUUGGCUUUUCAUCCGCCGGACGGAUUUCCCCCGGAGAAGUUUCCAACCCGAGAUUACUACCUCGUGUUCGACCCGGAGACAGAGUCCAAGCUGAAACUGGAGAUUGCGCACAUCAAUGUGUCGACAAGGUUGAGAAGGACGGAGAGCAGGGUGUCCCUGAUGUACGACGAGGACAUGUGCAGGCAUCGAGACGAUUCUCCGCAUCCAGAGUGCCCAGAGAGAAUACAGAGAAUAUACGAAAGAUUAAAGGAGACCGGAUUCCUUGAUCAGGAUGAUGUUGUUGAAGUAAUGAAAGGACGCCAACUAACUGAAGAAGAGGCAACUCUCGUACACUCUAAAGAUCAUUGGGAUGGAAUGUUGAUGACGUGUACAAUAAAUGAGACGGACAGGGAUGAACUAGCCGAGACCUUUAACUCCAUAUAUUUAAACCAGUACAGCUGGGACUGCGGGCUCCUGUCUGCUGGUGGAGUUCUUAGUGUUGUGGAUUCCGUCCUACAAGACUCUAGAGCAGGACUUGCUGUCGUUCGUCCUCCAGGACAUCAUGCAGAACAGGAUGAGCCGCAUGGUUUCUGUAUCUUUAACAACGUGGGAAUUGCUGCGGAAUAUGCGCGCUCCGUGCACGGCGUGGACAAAAUCCUUAUCCUGGACUGGGACGUGCACCACGGGAACGGAAUCCAACACAUGUUCUACAACUCAGACAAAGUUCUUUAUAUCUCCAUCCAUCGGUACGACCAGGGGUCCUUUUUCCCGGGAAGCUCGGACGCUGGGGUAGACAAGGUCGGAGAGGGACCUGGUGAAGGGUUCAAUAUAAACAUUCCUUGGAACUCCAAGAAGUGCGGGGACCUAGAGUACUUCCUGGCAUUUAUGAAUAUAGUUCUACCUGUAGCGUACCAGUUCUCUCCAAAUCUAGUUCUUGUGUCAGCUGGGUUCGACGCAGCACGUGGAGAUCCCCUGGGUGGAUAUAAGGUUAGCCCGGAGAUGUAUGGACACAUGACCCAUCAUCUAUCCGCCCUGGCUGAGGGUCGGGUUGUAAUUGCUCUUGAAGGCGGAUACAACCUUGGAUCUAUAUCGGAGUGCAUGUAUAUGUGUGGACGAGCGUUGAGAGGGGAUCCGCUCCCAAGCUUAGACCUGUCUGCUCCGCUCCGUCCUGAUGUAGUUGACACCCUGAGAGAGGUUCUAGAGGUUCACCAGGAUUACUGGAGAUGUUUAGAAGCGUCCUUGAUCGCUCUUCCAACAAGUUUAAGCAUAUUGUCAGAGUCUAGAGAUAGUGUGGAGGAAUGCGGAGAUACGCUGAGCUCCUUGAAUUUAUCCGUGACUAGAUCAGAACUUCUUGAAAAGGAAGGAUAAGAUACUUCUACAAUAUCUCCGAUCAUGUUUUACUUUUAGCUUGAACAAAAUAUCUAUUUGUAGCUUUUUUUUGAAAUACUGGAACAUUUUGCAUUCCAGAUGAAUACUAUUAGCAUUUAAAUCUACUUGUUACAACUAACCUCACAUUUACAAAUAGGUAAAACUAACCCUAACUAACUCUACUCACAAGCAAUUAUCGGAGAUUUUAAAUUUAAAAAAAGGUUUUUUAAAGUUUUUAAAAAAGUUAUCAAAUUUCUUUUAAUUUAGAUGCUGCUGAAAUUGAUAUUAACCAUAGUUCAAAUGUAUAUAUUUUCUAUUAAAUCGUUUAAUUUCCCUCUCUCCCCCUUCCUCAUGAAAAAAAAUUCCCCAGUUUGUUUCUUUAAUCCCUGAAUUUGAUGUUUCUGUAUUGGGGAAAUAUAAAAUUGAGGACAUUCAAAUUGUUUUCCUUCCGGAGCUUCGACGUUAUUAUUUAAGAUGUAUACCCCUGCCAUUGAUAUGGACCUUAAUACUUACACUUGCACUAAAUUUGUUAUUUGAUAAGCUAUAUAUAUUUAUAGUUAAAAAGUACAUAUGUAAUUUGUAUGUACUUAGAUUAACCUAUUAUUUUGGUAACCAUAAAUAUGAAAAUUUGUACUUUAAUAAUAAACUAAUCAGAUAAAUUGUAUUCCCAACAUUGUUAAAAAUCUAUUUUUCUGCCUUACUAUGUUCUUAAUUCAUAAUAUUUCUUUCUUAUCUUUUGAUAGAUGGUGAACGGCCAAACCACUUUUCAGUAAAUAUAUCUUCGACAUUCUACGAUGUCCUCAUCAACAAAACAAAACAAUAUCCAAAAAACGGAAUCAUUGAAAGAAAAAAAAACAUGGAUAAAAUAUUGAACAGUUAAAAUUUUUACUUGUUCAAUUUGCAUAUACAUUAGAUUUUAAGUCGAUACAUUUUUUAUAUUUUAUUUUAAUUUUUAAGUGUAACAUUGAUUCAUCGGUCGGUCGGACGGUUGAUUGAUUGAUUGAUUUAUUUAUAGAUGACGACAUAACAAUGUUAAAUUCUUGUUGAAUUCGGUUUGAACUGGAUCUGUAUCCCCGGCUAUAAAAUAAUAAAAUAAACAUGAAAGAGAU
This is a messenger RNA of Eurytemora carolleeae, 4413 nucleotides long. It is a transcript of the gene HDAC6, whose product is annotated as histone deacetylase 6. The coding region runs from base 578 to 3304 and encodes 908 amino acids. Gene Ontology annotation, molecular function: histone deacetylase activity. Gene Ontology annotation, biological process: chromatin organization. NCBI's taxonomy places the organism in Eukaryota, Metazoa, Arthropoda, Copepoda, Calanoida, Temoridae. The transcript is spliced from 6 exons. The record is from RefSeq and is a predicted model, not a curated record. Gene Ontology annotation, cellular component: histone deacetylase complex.